GCAGCGGAGCCGGCCCCUCUGACAAACCGCUCUGCGUCAUCGACCUGGGGAGACUCUCGUGAGCCUUCACUGUGUUGAACUCAGCUACACAGCUCCACUCAACUCACCUCACGGUCACCACAGCAGCUCAGCUACUACCUGGUCUCCACAUCCAUUAUCCUUGGAGCGCACGGUCCAUCACUCCUUUUCUUUUUUUUUUCUUUUUGUGGUUUCCGACGUGUACUCGCGCUUUUUGCGAAAUUCUUUGCAGACUAUGCCUUUAAUUUAACUGUGUAUGAAGUGAACCAACUCUUGCAAUACUCUCGUCGGCGACGGUGCUGCUCAUCACAGGCUUUUCCAAGCGAAGAAAGUUGCGCAGCGCUUGUUGAAUGCAGGAUACAUUUUGCCUGAGCGGCGAGUCCAAGUUGAGCUUUGCAGCCACGGCCGGUAAGGAGCGGGGACUCCAGCUUCUCACCUCUGUCACCGUCAACAUGAAGUCUGCAGAAGAAGAUGCAUACAGCUACACACCAAAUGUCAGCCUGUCCCUUCCACUGGGCAUGGGAAACCCAUGUUUGGCCACCCAGUACCACACUUUACAGUCCAGUCCAAUCAUCUCAGUUUCUUCUUGCCACCAAACAGGCUACAGCUUCCAAAAUGAUAACCAUGUGGCAUCAGGCUAUUAUCUGCCCCAUGGCCUGAGACCCAAUGGGGCUCCAGCGUUGGAAAGCCCCCGUAUUGAGAUUACUGCCUACAGCCAGUACCCUGAAGAUGAGGUGGAAGAGAGCAGCAGUGAAGACCACAUUAUCAAACGAGGCGUGAACUCCAUCGUCACGUUGACACUGCCCAAUGCAGAUGGAUACCGAGAUCCCAGCUGUCUCAGCCCUGCAAGUAGCAUCUCCUCACGCAGCUGCAACUCUGAGGCAUCCUCCUAUGAGUCUGGCUUCUACAACUAUGACAACUCCCCACAGAACUCGCCCUGGCAGUCACCCUGUGUUUCUCCCAGAGGCUCAUCCACGCUGCUGUCCUGCCCACAUGCCAGCGGCCCUGCAGGCUCCCCCCACAACUCGCCCUCCACCUCUCCUCAGAUAGGCGCCAUGGCAGAGGAAGGCUGGCCUACUCAACCUCGUGGCUCCAGGCCUAACUCUCCUUCCUACAGUGGAGGUGGUGGUGUAAACAGUGGAGGGGGAGGAAUGGGGAAGAGAAAGUACAGCCUCAAUGGCGCCCCCUACCGUCAGACAUCCUGCUCACCCAACCAGUCACCCAACCUUUCUCCACAUGGCUCCCCCAGGGUCAGCAUCACUGAUGAGAACUGGCUCGUCAACACCAACCAGUACACCAACUCUGCCAUUGUGGCUGCCAUUAAUGCUCUAACCACAGAUGGGGUGAUAGAUAUGGGGGAGGGUAUCCCAAUCAAGACACGGAAGACAAUGCUAGACCACUCUUCCACGAUGAGCCUGAAAGUGGAGCCAAGUGGGGAGGAUUUGGGUCCUGACGGGGAGCUCUGCCAUGAGGACUACCCCUCUCGACUGGCCCUCAAGAAGGAGAACUACUGUGGAGGAUUCCUGGAUGUGCCACAGCAUCCGUACACCUGGUCUAAACCCAAGACUUACCUCAGCCCAUCUCUGCCAUCUCUGGACUGGCAGCUUCCAUCUUGCUCCGGCCCAUACAACCUACAGAUCGAGGUGCAGCCCAAGUCCCACCACCGGGCCCACUAUGAGACCGAAGGCAGCCGAGGGGCUGUGAAAGCGCUCUCUGGAGGACACCCUGUGGUACAGCUUUACGGCUACAUGGAGAGUGAGCCGCUCACCCUGCAGCUGUUCAUAGGGACCGCAGACGACCGCCUCCUGCGACCACAUGCCUUCUACCAGGUCCACCGCAUCACCGGCAAAACCGUCUCCACCGCCAGCCAUGAAGUCAUGCAAUCCAACACUAAAAUCCUGGAAAUCCCUCUGCUACCCGAAAACAACAUGAGAGCCAUAAUUGAUUGUGCAGGGAUCCUGAAGCUCCGCAAUUCAGACAUCGAGCUUCGCAAAGGGGAAACGGACAUCGGACGUAAAAACACACGAGUGAGGCUGGUGUUCCGAGUGCACAUUAACCAGCCCAACGGCAGGACGCUGUCCCUGCAGGCUUCCUCCAACCCCAUUGAAUGCUCCCAGCGCUCCGCACAGGAGCUUCCCUUGGUGGAGAAGCAGAGUGUGGAAAGCUACCCUGCCACAGGAGGCAAAAGGAUGCUCCUGAGUGGUCUCAACUUCCUUCCCGACUCAAAGGUGGUGUUCGUGGAGAAGGCCCAAGAUGGGCAUCAUCUGUGGGAGACAGAAGCCAAAGUUGACAAAGACUCCAUCAAAUCUAGUACUCUUGUUGUGGAGAUCCCACCAUACAGAAACCAGAGAAUAUCCGGCCCGGUGCAUGUUAACUUCUACGUCUGCAAUGGCAAGAGGAAGAGGAGCCAGUGCCAACGCUUUACCUACCUGCCUCCUAAUGUGCCGAUAAUAAAGACAGAACCCAGUGAUGAAUAUGAUUCUCUGGGGACUGCAGGGCUGCCCAUGCAUUCAAAGCCCUACUUCAACCAGCCCAGGCUCACUCCCAUCAUGCCUGUUGCUGACCCUGACGCCUGUCUGGUUAGUGCCUACCCUGCGUGCCCGCCUUGCCAUGCAACCAUUCCAUCUUCAUCUCCCAGUUCCAGCCCCACCCUGCAUGACCUAUCCCCUGUGGCAUACAGCAAGUGCCUCUCCAGCAGCCCCACUCACGCAGCUCCACCAGGUCCUGUGGUGCCCCCCAUGCAGGAAACCGCAGGCCGACCUAACCUCACCCACCCAGCCUCACCAGACCACAACUCUUGCCUUGGGAUGCUCCAUUCCCAGGGAAGCCCAAACCACCUCAACAGUCCAGGUCCCAAUGGUUACCACCCCAUCUAUGCCAACAGCAGUCCCUCAUCCUCCCCGGUGUCUCACCCUUCCACUCCUGGUGGGACUUCAGAGAGCCCAUUUGUACAGAGCUACAGCCCCACUCAGGCAGCAGCCGGUUCAGCCCAGGCAGGAGGGAGUCCACCCAGCCUGCUAACUGAGGAUGCCAACCCCCCUUCAAUGGCCGUCACCAUCAAACAGGAGCCACAGGAACUGGACCAGAUGUACUUAGAUGAUGUUAACGAGAUAAUCAGAAAUGACCUCUCCAGCAUUUCUGUGCACACUCACGCAUAGACGUCCAGAUGUUCUCCGCAGCAGCAACUCGUUCAAUCAAGCAUCAACAAGACAAAAAUAAAAAAAAAAUGGGAGGACAAAAAGAAGAGAUCCAGAUAAUGAAGAACACAUAUUUUGCUCAGGAUCUCUGACUGGGCCAUCAAGCUCCUCCUCGCUCAAAAGACUUGCUGCUUAGUCACAUUGACAAUCACUGGCAAGCCACAUUUGAAAAAAAACUAAACAAAUGAAUGUUAUAUUUACGAAAAAAGGGAAGUGGUAUCAUCAGGUGGCAAAGUAUACAACGACACUUGCCUUAAUAAUUCACAGCAGAUGUUCUAUAGUGGACCAAACAACUCACUGAGACUUAUUAACUCUUCGAUCGUUGAUCAACGACAAUCUUCAUUUUGAACCUGAUCUGUAAGUUAAUGCAUGGACAAACCAAUGGGACAAUAAGUGUCAUGCUUCAUCACUUUUGUUCAUUUGUUUGUGCAGUCAGUCCGCAACAGCCGCAUCGGUGCCUUACAACAGUGAUGUUGACAGCAAAUGACAGCAGCAGUCACAAAAAAUGCAAAACGGUCGGAACCCCCAAAGUGAAAGUUUUUAUAUGACAUUUUUCUAUCAUUUCAAUGAUUUGUUUACAGGGAAACAGGCUAAAAAUAAAAGAUAGACAAUAUGUAGGGAGUAUGUGAAUUGUAGAAGUGUAUUUUUUUUUUCUCUUGCUUCUUUAUUAUUCCAUUGUUCAUUUAUACUGAAUGUUAUUGUAUAUUCUUUUGUAUAAACAUGUAUUUGAACAUAUGUAUGCCUUAUGCAUUUUGCUAUUUAGCUUUCUUUGUUUCUUUUUCCUUCAGUUGUGUCCCCCUGAUUUGAUUUGUACCAUUUCUACUAUCUUGCAUUAUUCUUUUCACCUUAGUGCCUAUUUUUAAUCAUCCUGUCCAGGUCUUCCAGACGGUCCUCCACCUAAAUCAUGACAUAAUGACGCACAGACAAUCAGAGACAUAUCUAAUACAUAUCCUAUGACAAAAGUUCCUGGUUGCAGGGGCUUAUAAAAAGGCAGGUAACAGAUUCCCCCGACCCACGACUUAGAAAACAGCUCAACAAUGGUAAGCUUACCUGCUAAAUUUGAAUUAUAAUACUGCAGGACAAUAAAUAUUUGCCUUUUACAUCUUGCACGGCAGGUUUCCAUGUAAACAGGCAAAUGAGUAAUGGAAGUGCAACAUAGGCUCACUGUUACUUGUCAUCUGGGUGAUUCCACUGAGGAGUUGGCAGAACUGUUACUUACAGCUGGCAAUAAUUGAUCGGAUUAAACCAAAGGAUUUUGUCUUUGGUGAAAUUAUUGUCCUAAGUUUCCUUUUUCUGUCAGAGACUUUAGCAUAGAACAGCUCCCCCAUAACAUUAUGCACUUUACUAUAGAAACAGCAGGUUCUUCUGCUUCCAGACCAAAUAUUGUAGAUUGAUUUCCACAGUCAUGUCAGAAAAUUACCAUCUCUUCUCUCACCAUGCUGCCAUCUUUUCCACAGUAUCAGUCUCCUGGAGCAUGCACACCAAACUAAUGGUGGAGAUCAUUUAGCUGUCACUAGCUUCCCAUAUAGCUUCCUAAUCCAUUUUAGGACAUAUAGUAUAAUAGCAUGAUAAAAAAAAAAAAACUGUAUGAUUAAGUUUUCUUAUUUUUGUGCCUUACUCUCUUUCUCGGCUACAAGAUUAUUGUAACUCUAUAAUGCUUUUCUGUGUAGGCACAAGGUGGAACAUGUUUCUCUUUAAUAUGAGAUAUUUAUGAAAAAUUAAAUUUGUUUUAAGUGCAUUUAAUGUGUUCUCAACAAUUAAAUAAUAAAUGAUAUUAUGGUGACAUA
This is a messenger RNA of Solea solea (common sole), 5002 nucleotides long. RefSeq names its product nuclear factor of activated T-cells, cytoplasmic 1-like. Gene Ontology annotation, biological process: cytokine production; calcineurin-NFAT signaling cascade; regulation of transcription by RNA polymerase II. Gene Ontology annotation, molecular function: transcription factor binding; RNA polymerase II cis-regulatory region sequence-specific DNA binding; DNA-binding transcription factor activity, RNA polymerase II-specific. The record is from RefSeq and is a predicted model, not a curated record. Bases 369 to 3176 code for a protein of 935 amino acids. Lineage: Eukaryota; Metazoa; Chordata; Actinopteri; Pleuronectiformes; Soleidae. The transcript has 10 exons. Gene Ontology annotation, cellular component: transcription regulator complex.